AUGCCCAGAGGUCUGAAUCAUGGAACGUUCCUACACAUUGCACACGAGGAAGGGCUCAUCAAAAACACAUCUAUCCAUGCUGGUAUACGGGCUCCUAUCAUGCGACGUAAGGGCGAUAUACGGAAUGACCUGCGUUGUGGCUUUGAGAUGAUCAAGGCACGCGAUCUGGACAUUCUGGGUGCCGAUGGUGUAAUCUCACGAAUCAAGAAACGGGUAGGAGACUCAAAAGUCUAUAUUAGCGUUGACAUUGAUGUUCUUGAUCCCGCGUAUGCGCCAGCAACCGGCACGGCCGAACCUGGUGGUUGGACAAGUCGAGAGCUCCUGACUGUCCUGGAUGGUCUUCGGGGCUUGGAUGUUGUCGGUGCAGACGUUGUAGAGGUCGCACCCGUAUACGAUAAUCCUGGAGAGACAACGGUGUUGGCCGCUGCUGAGGUUGGCCAUUCGCUCCUUGGUCUGAUGGUCGAGAAUCCGGUCAAGUCGAAAGCAGACGAAGAGUAG
Phaeoacremonium minimum UCRPA7 is the source of this 498-nucleotide messenger RNA. Its product is annotated as putative arginase family protein. The transcript is spliced from 3 exons. The record is from RefSeq and is a predicted model, not a curated record. Lineage: Eukaryota; Fungi; Ascomycota; Sordariomycetes; Togniniales; Togniniaceae. Gene Ontology annotation, molecular function: agmatinase activity; metal ion binding. Bases 1 to 498 code for a protein of 165 amino acids.